Diachasma alloeum is the source of this 2004-nucleotide messenger RNA. RefSeq lists its product as uncharacterized. The transcript is spliced from 5 exons. The coding region runs from base 201 to 1700 and encodes 499 amino acids. The record is from RefSeq and is a predicted model, not a curated record. NCBI's taxonomy places the organism in Eukaryota, Metazoa, Arthropoda, Insecta, Hymenoptera, Braconidae.
UCUUAUCUCAACCACUCAGAGAUAACGGAAAUUUCGUGCUCUAUCAGUCGGUCGUGUAACUCUCCAGGUAUUGAAUAGUAUUUCUCCUCGCGGAAAGGAGUCAGUUAUCGAAUUGUAAAAAUGGCGAACUCCCAAGUGCCAGAAAAUUGUGACAUUGAGUAGUGGCGCGUGACUACUCAACUAGUGUAAAUACCAUUAUAAUGACCUAUCAACUAAUCCAUAAACCCAUAGUCUCCAAUUGGACGAUGUCUAGAUGUUCGAAAAUAGCUUUCACAUUUGUCGGACUUGUUAUCGUCAGUUUGUCGAUCGUCGGAAAAUCGAGAGACAGAAAAAUCAGGGAAAUUUACGCCUUACAAGACCGCAUAGCAGACAUUCUAGACCUGGAAUUGCAGUAUAUGGCCAGACAAGCGUUCACAGAAGGAGAUGAGUGGAUUCCCUUGGACAAUAUAAGCGGACAUAUUUACUCGGUUUAUCUGGACACCCGUCCCGAGGUCAUCGUCAAGUACUCGAACUCUGAAAAGAGCACGUGGGGAGAGUUAAUCGUAACAGCUUUACUGCCGACCAAAACUCAAAGCGAGGAUCUGACAUGCGUUCUUCAAUAUGAGGACAACGAACGAAAAAUUAUGUUGAGGAAGGUCCCAGCCCGGGUGAGGAUAUUGAACGAGCACUGGGACCUGGAGUACUCAGCAUUCCUCGUCGUCUGCGAUCUGACGUACCUCUGGGCACAUGAUUACGAGUUCUUCUAUAAUUUCAAACAGCUCCCGGAAGCUGUGGGGAUUGGAGGUGGUGGACAAUUCGUCGAUGUUCAUUACCCGAAGGAGGGGUUGAACCAGUUUUAUGGGGGAGGUAGCUCGAUUGCUGUGUGCGUGCCAGUUCUCCACCACAAUUUCGAUCGUCCCCUCGAAUUAAUCGAGUUUAUCGAGUACUACGAAAUGAUGGGGAUCGACCACUUCACCAUAUACAACUCAUCAGUCUCCCCGGAUGUAGACAAAGUCCUAGAGUACUACAAACUCAAGUUAACAGCGACAGUUCUCAACUGGACUUUACCAUCGAUCUACGUCUACGAGCAAACUCUCCGACAUCAGGGCCUCUUUGCAGCAUUGAACGACUGCCUCUACCGAAAUACUCAUCACCAUAGAUACAAGUACGUGGCAACAUUCGAUGUUGAUGAGUUUCUGGUACCCAGACGUCACGACAAUAUUCGAGAACUGAUGAACGAACUCGAUUCAUCGCCUGAUCAGAGCGAAUUCGCUGGAUUUAUAUUCAGGAAUGUGUAUUUUUAUACGAUGUACGAGGAUGAUGAGCGAGCCCGGGAAAAAGAGCCUUAUCUCUACACGAGAGCCAAAACAAAGCGUUUGAAAAAGCCCCACAAAGCUCGAGAGAGAAGUAGAUAUAUCGUCCGCGGUCGGGACACAGUGGAAAUAGGUAGCUACAAUGUCUGGGAGUUCCGAGCGGGCUCACUGAUGUCAUCACAAAGAGAGUUCAAAGAGCUCGUGGUGGACCCGGAAAUUGCUCUCCUGCACCAUUAUGCCCCGUGCGAGGCGGAGGAGACAGGAUGUUACUUGAAAGCCAUUGAGAUCGAUGAUACCGCGGUGAGAUUUUCUGAGGGACUUGGGAGGAGAGUUGGGAAAGUAUGCUCGGAGAUUUUCGGCAGGGGUGGGUGUCCACCACCGAAGAGAAGAACUAUCGGUUCUGAAUGAAGAGAUAACACGUACAUUCGUAUUGACAUGUACGCGGAUAAAGAAAAGAGUGAAGCAGACUCUUAAAUCACCGAUAUCUCCAGACUGAAUGAUCCGAUUUCGGUGGAUCUGGUCUCAUUUUCAAGCAUGAAAAAAUGCCUUCAAAAUGAAAAAAUAAUUGGCCACGUUCACUCUGCCGAUCUCGAGUUAUUGUAGAUUUAAAAAAAUCUACUUUGCGAAUUUUCCUUCGUGCCACAAUUAGGAAGAAUGAAUGUUAGAAGAAUUAAGCUAUAGUUAUUUUAACAAAAUUAAAACAAGUGGGAAG